Hemiscyllium ocellatum (epaulette shark) is the source of this 7440-nucleotide messenger RNA. It is a transcript of the gene gpatch8, whose product is annotated as G patch domain containing 8. NCBI's taxonomy places the organism in Eukaryota, Metazoa, Chordata, Chondrichthyes, Orectolobiformes, Hemiscylliidae. Gene Ontology annotation, molecular function: nucleic acid binding. The transcript has 8 exons. Gene Ontology annotation, cellular component: nucleus. Bases 36 to 4565 code for a protein of 1509 amino acids. The record is from RefSeq and is a predicted model, not a curated record.
GAGGAUUGUUGGAGAGGAAAACAAGUGUCGGCAAAAUGGCUGACAAAUUCGCUCGCUUCAAUGAGGAUCGGGAUUUCCAGGGAAAUCACUUUGAUCAGUAUGAAGAAGGACAUCUGGAAAUUGAACAGGCAUCCUUGGACAAGCCCAUAGAAUCGGACAACAUUGGACACCGUUUACUUCAGAAGCAUGGAUGGAAGCUUGGCCAAGGACUGGGGAAGUCUCUCCAGGGAAGGACAGAUCCCAUUCCUAUUAUUGUCAAGUAUGAUGUCAUGGGCAUGGGCCGUAUGGAAAUGGAGCUUGAUUAUGCAGAUGAUGCAACAGAGCGGCGUCGUGUUAUGGAAGUAGAGAAGCAGGACACGGAAGAACUCCGGCAAAAAUAUAAGGAUUAUGCUGAAAAAGAAAAAGCAAUUGCAAAAGCUUUAGAAGACCUGAGAGCAAAUUUUUACUGUGAAUUGUGUGAUAAGCAGUAUCAAAAACAUCACGAGUUUGACAACCACAUAAAUUCCUACGACCAUGCUCAUAAGCAGAGAUUGAAAGACUUAAAGCAAAGAGAAUUUGCUCGCAAUGUUUCCUCAAGAUCUCGAAAAGAUGAGAAAAAGCAGGAGAAGGCACUUCGACGGCUUCAUGAACUUGCAGAGCAGCGUAAACAACAGGAAUGUGCCCCAGGUAGUGGCCCGAUGUUCAGAGCUACGACUGUGGCAGUUGAUGAAGAUGCUAAUGACAGGAAUGUUCUCGGUGCAAGUGAUAACAGUGGAAGGAAGACAAGUGGAUCCACAUCACCAUCUGUUAACAGGAAUGUAUCUGACAGCGUCUCAGGAGAUAGCAAAGGAGAAACUGACAACACAGGUCAUUGCAUUAGUGGAAGCUCUGCUAGUUCAGGUCAGAGCAGCCAGCCAGUACAAUCUUUUAGCAUCAGUCAGCUUAAGAACAAUUCUGGCGUGCCCAUGCCCUUACAGAAACUAGGAGUAUCAUUUUCUUUUGCAAAAAAGGUCCCUGUCAGGCUUGACGUUUCAGCUUCAGUGUUCAGCGAUGUUGCAGAGGAGCCAAAUGAAUCUGAAACAGCAAAUCCUGAUGAAAAAGUGUCCUCUGGUCAAGGAUCACCAAAGUCAAUGGAGGUUGAAGCUAUAGCAAACUCUGAUAAGGCUGAAGGGGCAAGUCAGUCAGAAAGUGAUAAUGACUCCAUAAAUAGUACCUUGUCAAAGUUGAAAAAGAUGAUGAAAAAAGAGGAUGAAACUAAUCAGUCAGAACCCCAAUAUUAUCAUUACAUUCCUCCUGCACAUUGUAAAGUGAAACCCAAUUUUCCAUUUCUUUUGUUUAUGAAAGCUACAGAAGAAUCAAGUAAGUGUGGCAAUAAGAAUAUAGAGCCUCCAAAAAAUAAUCCAGAUAUACAAAAUAAUUUGAAUCCUCAGGAAAACAAAGAAAGUGAGACAGCUGCUGUACAGCAGGACAAAGACACGGCCAAACCAGCAACAACUGCAGAGCCUGAUAAAGACACAAAAUCCCUUGAAACCAUGAGUACGGAGAACUGUGAGGCCACACUAGCAAAGUCUAGUGUUUGUGAAGAAGGAAACCAAGAUAGUUCAGCAAAUAAGGAAGUCAUCAAUGGACCUAAACAGCCAACGGGGCCCUUUUUCCCAGUUCUAAGCAAAGAUGAAAGUACCACACUUCAGUGGCCCUCAGAAUUGCUGAUGAUUACAAAGAGUGAACCAUGCAUCUCUUAUAGUUGCAAUCCCCUCUACUUUGAGUUUAAACUGGCCCGGAACAGGGAUGCUAAAGGAAAAAACAAAGAAAAAGACCGCGAGAGUUCACUUGGGCAGAGUCUUGAUCAAGAUUCACAGGACAAGUGUAGUAUAAACACCAGUAAAGCUGCAUCGAAAGCAACAGUAAGUGAGAGUGAUGCUAAACCACAAGAGCAACCUUCCUUGAGUGCAAAAAAAUCUGAAAUCCAAGCUGACGAUGGUGACAGGAACACUAGUAAUAAAGGCAAGAGCAUGAAAUUACACAAGCAUAAAAAGAAAAAGAAGCACAAAAAAUCUAACAAACAUUUAAAAGAGAAAAGUCAUGAGAAAAAGGAUAAGCAAAAAGAUGGCGAAGCACGUGAUGGAAAUUCAAAAAAAAGGAAAAAACGUAAACGCAAGAGUAAAAACACAAAUGAGAAAAGCAAAGACACUGCUACAGGACUUCCCGUGCAGAUGGCUACAAUAAAGUUUAGUGAGGAGAGUAGUCACAUGCAGAAGAAAAGGCGCAGGUCACAAGAUGAUUCGGAACGUGCCCCUGCUGUUGUUGAAGGUAGUAGCAGAAGUAGUAGCAGUAGUAGUAGAAAGGAAGAUUGUUCUCAGGAACCCAGUAACAAAAAGCAGAAAACAGGUAUGUGUAGUGAAUUAAGGAAGAGGACAUCUGGUCAGAAAGAGAGCCGAACUAGGCAUAGGAGCAGAGAGAGCAGCAGAGAUGAAGAAUCUGAUAGUUAUGAUGAAUCUCACAGAAAACGUUCAAGGCAAAAGUCGUCCUCCCAGUACAGUGACGAUUAUGAUUCAAGAAGUGACAGAAGUUACUCCAGUAGAUCAAGGAGACGUCGCUCAUCAUCCCAUCGAUCAUCACGUAGAUCAUACUCAUCUGGAUCUGAUGUUUCCUCAGACUGUAGCAGGUAUAGUCGUCGAAGGAGUUAUUCUGAUUCUUACAGUGACUACAGCUAUAGGUCACAACAUCGUUCUAAGCGAUCACAUGAUUCAGAUUAUGAAUAUAGAAGAUCAAGACACAAAGGGAAAAAGCACAAAUAUUCUUCAUCAGAUGAUGACUACAGACAAAGUAGAAGUGGAUCCAGAAGUAGCAGCAGGGGACGGACCCGAACUCGAACGAGGACCAGGACCAUCAGUAGAAGCCGAAGUAGAACUCGCAGCAGUAGCCACAGUAGGAGCCGAAGUAAGCGACGUAGUCAAAGCGCAACACAGCGAAGCUGGAAAAGAAGUCGGAGCUAUAGCCGCAAACGUAGUGGUAGCACUAGGCACCAUAGCUCAAGAAGGUCAGCUUCAAGAGACAAAGGAUCACACAGCCAUGAUAGCUCCAGUGAUAGACGGUCCAGUCGAAGAAACUCCAGUAGAUCAUUUUCAAGAGAUCGAGUCUAUCGGUCAAAAUCUCCGUGUUACAGCCGAAGCAAAGCAUCAGGGAAGAAAGAUGACCCUUUGAAAAAGGAAGAAAACAAAGAGGAUAGCAUGAGACCAGGCAGUACUUUACCUAGAAAUCCUAGUAGUACCAUCUCUAACACAGGGAAAGUGGAUUUGGAAGAUGAACCAACACAAGAGGAAAGGAAUUCCUUAACGGCUAAACAGCUGUUGGAAAAAAUUCAGUCUAAAAAGGUUGAAAAGAAAUCUGAAACAAAUAGUGAAGCCACAUUAGCUCCUAAUAAAGUAGGCAUUAAACUAAAAGAUCCCCCUCAGGGUUAUUUUGGGCCUAAACUUCCCCCAGCUUUGGGAAAUAAAGCACUGCUUCCUUUAAUAGGAAAACUACCUACAAUCAAAAAGCCUGCAACAAAGAAAGUGGAGGAUUUUUGUUUGGAAAAAGGGGACAAGGAAGAGGAGCAGUUUCUAGCCGAGCCUAAAGAUAUGAUGAAGGAGGAAAUGGGUCAGCAAAUAAGUUGGACUGCGCAUGAAGAUACUUCAAUCGGAGAAGAAAAAUCCGAAAACGAAGAAGCGCCAGCUGCAGGUGAGAAAAUCCAACCAGUUUCGUGUCAAACCCAAUUUGUUCACAAAGGAUUCAAGUUGGAAUCUCAAACCAUCUCGGAUACCUAUAUUUCCGAUGUGACCACGCAAGUUGAAAUCAUCAAAGAACCUUCUGAAUUAGGACCACCAGAUGCUGGUGAAACUGUUAUGAUGCGUUUUGCACCAGAUCCAGAGCCAUUCUCCAAUUAUAUUCCACAGGCGGAAGUGCAGGAAAUUGAUGAGGAAUCCCAAGAGGACGCAGAUUCAUCAGUGGCCCCACUUGAUAGACAACCAAUAACGUUCACCCCUGAAGAAAUGGAGAAGUACAGUAAACUACAACAGGCAGCUCAACAGCACAUCCAACAACAGCUUCUAGCUAAACAAGUGAAGACUUUUCCUACCUCAACUGCUUUAGCUCCAGCUCCUGCUCUCCAACAAUUUCAUAUUCAGCAGCCAGCAGCAGCUGCAACAGCAACAUCCAUCACCACUGUUCACCAUGCUAUAUUACAGCAUCAAGCUGCAGCAGCUGCUGCCAUGGGAAUUCAUCCACACGCACACCCACAGACACUCACUCAAAUCCAUCACAUACCCCAGCCUCACUUGACCCCCAUUUCACUGUCACACAUCACACCAUCUAUUUACCCAACUCAUCCUGCCACUUUUCUGACUAGCCAUCCAAUACAUAUUAUACCAGCCUCUGCUCUCCACGCCGGCCCCCUAGCUCUCCACCCUGUUCCCCAUGCUCUCUAUCCUGCUCUCUUUGCUCCUCGCCCAGCAGGUGCAGGUGCUUCUGCUCUUCAUCUUCAUCCUUUACUCCAUCCUAUCUUUUCAGGACAGGAGCUCCAACAUCCCCCCAGCCAUGGCACUUGAAGCAAGCUACAGUGAGUGUAAAAAAUUAAGCAUUCUGAUUUCAUUUCACGAAAUAAGUAUACCAGCAGUUAGUUUGGUAUGAAAAUGCUACAUAGUUGCAUUACAGACUGAUCCUUUUUUCAACAGCCAAAGAGUUCAGGCUCAGGCCCAAGAGUAUAUUGCAGAGUUUGUAUACUUGUAAUAUCAGGGAUUCCUGUAUUCUUUUAUUUAACUAAAAAAAAAGGUAAGAACUGAUUAUGUGGAUGUCCCAAAACUCUUAAGUGCAUUGCUAAUCAAGAGAGAAGGUUAUGCAUCUUAAUUAUGACAGAAUGCACCAUAAUUAUAUUCAGUGGGUUGGCCUCCUCUUGCCCCAUUCUAAGUUCCAUCUUAGUGCAAAAAGAAAUGCAUAUCCAUCUUGACCUGCUUCCAUUUUAUAGAAUCCUUGUAAUAUGUACAUUGUUAGGUUGUUUUGGGGUGUUUCUGUUGAGUGGUGAAAGGAUUCUGAUGGAUAUUGAAACUGAGUACUACUUUAACCUCUGACGGCUGAAAAACAUAACCAUGAAAAGUAAAACAUGGUUUAAAUUCUGAUAUUCAUAUAGUCAAUGAUUGGCAUCUGUGGCAGUCAUAUCUCACUGUGGUUCGCCGGAAGAUUCCUGGGAAAAGUAAAGCCAAGGACGAGAGUCUGUGUGUAAAUGCCCUUAUAGGCUCUGCAUAGUCGCUUCACCGGUUUGGAUUGUGAUUGAGAGAAUGCAGUUUUUCGGGCUUUGAUGUAUUAAAGAAAGAAUGGAGCAACCUUCUUGUGACAUCUCAAAAAAUUGCAUUUGUUUGAGAUAAGCUAGCUUUGGUAUACCGAUGGAGGUUGGAGAGAUGUGUAAAAUCUUUAUGAGAAAAGGUCUAUUCCCAUUGCUGUUGUAAAACUCGACAGUCUUUGUAUAAGUUGUAGCUUAUAAUUUAAAAAUGUGGAAAGAAUUGCACUGAACUCUGUACAGGUGAUGCUGCUUUUGUAGGUUCAUCCAAAACAAUGACAUACAUGCAGAGUACUGCAAUAAUAUUUUUUAAAGAUAAAUUCAUUUGGUUUCGUGGUACUGUUCUAACAUAUUGCUUUGUGUAAAUAUGUUUGUAGGUUAAGCAAUCCUUGUAAAGGUAAAUGUCCUAUGUUUCUGUUUAUGGCAGAAGCUAAGCAUGUAUAUUUUACCAAAACCCAUGUAUUUUUUGAAGUUUUUAUGUACUGUAAAUGUAAAAUUUCUUGAAGUUCAGUUUAUUUUGAGUUUUUGCCGAUAAAAAGUAUUCAGUAAAAAAAAAAACGAGCAACUCUGCAAAAAGUGGUGUUUGGGAGAGUCUGUUGAAUCUAUAAGCUAAUGGAUACAGACACAGAAUGGACUGAAAGCUCAAUUAAAUUAUAACUGAUUAGAUUAGAUUAACCGGUAACUACUGUGUUCUUUUUUGGUGAAGCAUAAGUUCAUUUGUUUUUAGGUAACUCAUGCCAUGGAAAGCAUUUGACAUGGUAAUAAAAUCACUUCUCAUUUACAUUAAGUUCUAUUCCCAGACCAAUCAGACAUCUGUUCUGAUGACCCACUUUAGUUUGUCAUGGUCGAGUAUGUUGAACGAAGUGAGUUACCUUCGGUAGCCCACUUUCGCGCAUGGUACUUCACUGCAGUUCAUGUGCUUUACUGUUCGGAAAGCCUUGCCUGCAAUUUCAACCCUAAAAUAAUGUCAUGAAUGUCUGGAUAUCUGGAAAGGCUCUACUGUUUCAGAGUCUAUUACACUGGUAACUGCACAUUGGAGCUAUAUUUACAUAAUUAAAUCAAACUGAAUUUUUCAUCAUUAUGAUCCAGGUUAAUUUACUUCAUAUCCAUUUUAUAGCACGUAUCUAGUAGGGACUUAAGUAUGUUUGCAUUUCAAAUUAUGUUGUUACGCUUGUGCUCGACACAGUAAUUUGAAAAGCUUGUGCUGUCUGCAAUAUGCAUGGCAAAAUAAAUUGAAUUUGUUUUAAAUUCAUGUUUCAAAUUCAGAUAUAGUAGAUAUUAUAAAUGGCUUGCAUAUGGGUUGGGAUAACCAUUUACCAGGUGAUUUCAGUAUUUUGAAUUUUCAUCCAGUAAAACCACACUCGCUACACGAUUCUUCAAAAUUGAUUUAGAAAAAGCUGUGCUCGAAGCAAUCAUUUGGCAUAGAUGGUGGGGGAGGGGGUUUGGUGGUACGUGGGUUGGGUUGGGGGAGUGGGAAGAGAGUUGGAGACGCUGGUGUAUAUGAGGAUGCAAAGAGACUAUUAUAGCAAUAUCUCAAGAGGUUUGCUUGCUAUUACCAGUCAGAUAAUAUUAUGGAGAAUGUAAGCCAGUGCUGGCAAAUACACUAAAACUCAUAACUCUCUGAAAUAGGCUGUCGUACAGGUCUGUAAGAAUAAAAUACCAUGCCGUUUUGUGCAAAUCUGCUGUCAAUCAUCAGUUGUGUGCAAUUGAUUACUUGUAUUUCUCAUUGUUUAUAGUUAGAGACAAAAUAGUUUUUCUUGAGUCUGAGUUCUAAUUCUGUAAUUAUUCUUUGAGUACAGGCGAAGAUUACAAACAAGUCAAAUAGCACUGUUGAGCAGAUCAUGCCACAGUAUCAGUACACUCUUAAUCAUGAUAUUAGGGUGUGUUUAAUAGAGUUAUGUUUCUUUAGAUGACACAUGUUUUCCCAUACAGUCAGUUCUGCUGAUCUUGAGCUUUUUGAUUCAGUUCUUUCUCCUAAACACCCCAACACCUUACAAAGCAGCUUCUUCCAUCUGUUUUUAAAAUGUUAUGUAACAAAAAACUAGAAAGAAAUGUAACUAGCUUAUUGCAUAAACUGCAUAUUUUAUUUAACUUUCUGUCACAAGAACAUGCAGAAUAUUACUGUACAAUAGGAGAAAACCUUUAUAACA